AUCAUUUUCUGUCCGACUGACAUGACAACAAACUUGAUGCGUGCAUUUUGUGAAUUUCGUGAUUGAAUUGAAAAGUUUAAUUCACAUUAUUUCAAUCGUAAUUCAUUCGUGAUUUUGGUUAAGAUUACAAUAAUUAUUAUAGUGACUUUGUAAAUUCAAAAUGACAUCAUUAGCAUUUAAAGUGAAGAGCAAAAAUGGGCAACAAAUCCUCAAAGAUUUGACCUCUGAAAGUACUGUGGGUGAAUUGAAGGUGUUUUUGUCUAGUUUAACAGGAGUUAAUGUUGAAAGAAUUUGUGUACUGUGCGGCUAUCCACCUAAACCGCUGGAUAUAAGCAAUGACAGCAAUACUAUAACAGCAAUAGGGCUUAAAACUGGUGAAACUUUAAUAGUAGAAGAAAAGACAGUUUUGAAUACUGAAACUACUCAAAAGCCUGACCCACCGAAGGAAAAAUCUAAGCCUGAGGACAAUGGAGUAGCUCCUCAUCAAAACAUUGAACCUAUGAGGCCAGGAAUUCUGAUGAAGAAAGUUGUUCCAUCAGAUAAUUCAUGUCUAUUUACAAGUAUAGGUUUUGUUUUGAACGGAAAAGUAGACACAACAGUCCACUCAUUGAUGAGGCAAAUUAUAGCGAUGGAGGUGGCCGGUGAUCAUGACACUUACAGCGAGGCCAUGCUGGGGAAGCCCAACGCUGAAUACUGCAGUUGGAUACAGCAGCCCAGCUCGUGGGGUGGAGCUAUAGAGGUGGCAAUACUUUCUCAUUUUUAUGGUGUUGAGAUGGAUGUUGUGGACACUCUGAAUGCAAUAAUCAACAGAUUUGGAGAAGAUAAGAACUACGGGCAGAGAGUGUUCCUCUUGUUUGACGGAGUUCACUAUGAUCCUUUGUACUUGGAGCAAUCUGAUGGAGGAAUACAAACCAUUUUCCCAGCUGAAGACAUGGACGUGUACCGGGAAGCGGAGCAGCUGGCCCAAGAAGCCAAGUCGUCUCGGCAGUUCACUGACCUCAAUAAGUUUAAGCUCAAAUGCAUGGUGUGUGAUAAACUCCUCACAGGCCAGGUGGAGGCUCAGAGACAUGCUAAAGAGACCAAGCACGCGAGCUUUGGAGAAGUCUAGCACCUACUGUGCUACAGCAUUGACAAGGGAUUGCCUGAGAUUCAGACAGACAUAAUUUUAUGAUUUGAGUUAACUUACAGAGAUUGAGUAAUUUUCGGAAUCUCAAUCCGUAUCUGGCUUCAAUUGUUGAAUUUGGUCGGAUUGGAUAGCUUAUGAAUUUCCGGCAUAGGUAGAUAGAAUCAAAAAAAUAUUUCGACUAGUACUGUUCAUAACAGUUGUGUUUAACUUUAACUCAAUCUUAAUUAACAAAAGAAAUCGCCUUUACCGUUUCCGUCAGUCUGUUAAACUGAUCCCUGUCAACUGUUGGGUAGGUUGGGUUAGGUCAAUUUAUAAAAUAAUAUAAAACACUAACUGUAUAGUAUGUUUGAUUUGAAGCAGUUGUAUGUUUCCAGACAUUGUUUUAAUUAAUUUUAGUCCAUACUCACACAAUGUCAGAAACCACAAAUUUUAUGUGUAUUUCGUCGGGUGUAAAUUUUAUCCAUAUUUUGCUUAGCUAUACCAAAGUAAGACAUUUAUAGCUAAAUAUAAAGUACCACAUACUUUGUGGAAAUGCAGUUGUCCAGAUACCGUACAGAUGAGAAUGAUACACCGCAGUUUGUCCUAAUUGUUUAGUGAAAUAUAAGCUCAUUUAACUCUUUUUUGUUUUUCCUCAGAUUUGUAUAAACUAAGAUUUCUAAAACAAAAAUUAAUAUUUCUAAAUUGUAUAUGGCAUGGAAAGUUUUACGUAAAAUUAAACUAUAAUUUAGGCCGGCCACAGACGAACGUUCAGAACGUCAUUAUUGUAUUGAUCCUACUAGAGUCAUGCUUCAUAUAAAAUUGUCGUUUUCCCUUUUUGCCCACCGUACACUUCUUGAGAUCACCUGGGUGAAGAUUCGAAAGUUUUUUUAACUACUUACCGUACACAUUUGUCCACCUAUAUAUUCCGCGGAUUUUUUAAAGUACUUACUGCCGAUGCCGUACACCUGGAUAUAGGACGCCAUUCCUCGAUGACGUUAAUUUGAAGAGUUCGUCAGUGGCCGCCCUUAUAAUAAGGAGUAGGAUCUAAGUAUGAUUUCCUUAAUUUCGUUGAGGGAAAUUAGCCAACCGUGAUUUGAGCAAUAUUGUACAUAGUUUUGUACUCGUAAUAUUAAUUAUGAUAGUACUUUACCAGCAUCAUGAAGGACUUGUAACACAGCUUGAAUAAAUGUUUUACCUUCAAAA
Messenger RNA from Plutella xylostella (diamondback moth), 2308 nucleotides. RefSeq names its product Yod1 deubiquitinase (gene Yod1). NCBI's taxonomy places the organism in Eukaryota, Metazoa, Arthropoda, Insecta, Lepidoptera, Plutellidae. Gene Ontology annotation, cellular component: cytosol; nucleus. Gene Ontology annotation, biological process: ERAD pathway; protein deubiquitination; endoplasmic reticulum unfolded protein response. The record is from RefSeq and is a predicted model, not a curated record. Gene Ontology annotation, molecular function: cysteine-type deubiquitinase activity.